AUGGAUCUUCCCGAGACUUCGAAUCGUCAGAAGGAUUCUUCUUCACGGAGAUAUUCUAGGUCACCUUCAACAACUGAUUCUGAAGAAGAGAGAAGGCGGAGGAGGCGCAGAAGAGAACGAGAGGCUGACCGUGGUUCAACCCGUUCCAACCGGCGUGACGAUCGUCCCAGAGGCACAAGAAAUGAAUACGAAGAUAAAGAAAGACAUCGCAGACGGUCGCGUAGUCCAGUUGAUUCAGGUUCUCAUCGACGGAAAGAUGAUCGAGAUUCACAUCGCAGCAGAAGAGAUAGAUCUCGAGAUCAAAGACGGAUUAAAGAUGGUAAUAGCACGGCAGAACUGGCUACAAAACCAGCUGUAAGUCGAAGACACAACGGUCCGCUAGCAUCUCAAGCUGCAUCGUUUCAAUCAAAUAAAGAUCCAUCAUCAACAAAUCUCGUACCCAUCGGAGAUGAACCAGUUUUAGAGAAAGAGAAACCGAAUUUAGGACAAACAGGGGUUCUAGCAGCAGCUUCAAAUACGAUUACGCAGGCAGAUGGAAACGCUAUAGUGUUAAAGUAUCACGAACCACCAGAAGCAUGCAAGCCACCCGCAAGAGACGACUGGAAGCUUUUUGUUUUUAAAGGCGCCGACAUAAUUGAAACAAUUGAUCUGAGUACAAGAAGUUGCUGGCUUAUCGGUCGCGAGCUUGCGGUUGUCGACCUAGCUGCGGAACAUCCAAGUGUUAGCAAACAGCAUGCCGCAAUACAAUUUAAAUCCACCGAAAAGACGAACGAAUUCGGAGACAAGGUUCGGAAAGUAAAGCCAUACUUGAUUGAUCUUGAUUCUGCAAAUGGCACAACGAUGAAUAAAGACCCGGUGGACAAAAGUCGAUAUGUUGAGUUGAUGGAUAAGGACAUGAUCCAAUUCGGUCACAGCACCAGAGAGUAUGUGCUAAUGUUGGCACCGAGAUCUUAG
This is a messenger RNA of Sclerotinia borealis F-4128, 954 nucleotides long. The record is from the annotation of a GenBank genome assembly. Lineage: Eukaryota; Fungi; Ascomycota; Leotiomycetes; Helotiales; Sclerotiniaceae.